AUGGUCUUCUCACCACAUCGAAUUCAGCAUACGACGAAUGAUGUUCUUUUGCCAUUGAUCGGUCGCCGGAUCCGACUGGGAGAUCAUGAGUACACAAUGAGCUCGGCCAUCGCUACUGGCCCAUUUUCUUCGGUAUUUCUGGUGGAGGAGAACGGAAUUCCGUAUGCAAUGAAAGUCGAGGCACAGAAUAAAUGUUUGCGUCCGGUGUUGAAGCUCGACCACGCCGUGCUCCAAGCCCUCGGCCACCAAACUGGCUUCCCAUCGCUCACCGCUUCAGGACGUACCGACACCUUUAAGUACAUCGUAAUGCAACUCGUCGGUCCGGAUCUGUCGAUGCUCCUUGAAUUUGCUCCCGAGAGACGUUUCACACCAUCCACUGUCUAUAAAAUUGCUCUUCAAACUCUGGAUCGUCUUCGUGUUCUUCAUGAGGCCGGCUGGCUGAAUCGAGAUGUAAAGGCGCAGAAUUUCGCUGUUGGAUUGGGAGAGGAAAGCAAUAUUGUGUAUAUGCUGGAUUUCGGACUCACUCGGAGAUAUCUCGAAAACAACGGAAGUCCUCACCUCCUUCGCCCCCAUGGUCCAUCCGUCGGAACCUUCCCAUACGCCCCUCUGACCUCUCUUGGAUUCUGUGAUCAGUCUCCAAUCGAUGACGUGGAAGGAUGGUUAUACAUGGUUAUUCAUUUACUGAAGGGAGGACUCCCCUGGCACAAUGCCACUCGAUCUCUGAAUCUUCCAAAAGUGAGAGAAUGGAAAAUGUAUUGCCGUCGUGCUGGUGGAAAACAUCACCUAUUUGAUGGUCUUGCAAAAGGAUGGAGUGAUGUUUUUGAAGUGAUUUUGAAUACGUCCCAUCACCAAAAACCGGACUACCAAAAAAUUUCGCAAAUGGUUCUCUCGAUUGCUCACAGCGAGAAUAUCGAUUUGUCAGCUCCAUUUGAUUGGCAAGUCAACCCGGUCCUUCGUUCUCUCGUCAGAUUAGGGCCGUUGAGUGGCAAUGAGCUGACAGUACCACGGAGCAGUCUUGCCAACACGACAAUGCCUGAAACGAUUCUGCAUUUGCACACGAUUGUAUCGCCGAUUGGAACGUGCUGA
Caenorhabditis briggsae is the source of this 1086-nucleotide messenger RNA. NCBI's taxonomy places the organism in Eukaryota, Metazoa, Nematoda, Chromadorea, Rhabditida, Rhabditidae. Bases 1 to 1086 code for a protein of 361 amino acids. The transcript is spliced from 5 exons. Gene Ontology annotation, cellular component: nucleus; cytoplasm. The record is from RefSeq and is a predicted model, not a curated record. Gene Ontology annotation, biological process: signal transduction; peptidyl-serine phosphorylation. Gene Ontology annotation, molecular function: ATP binding; protein serine/threonine kinase activity.